CUCUCCCUCUACCUCUCCCUCGCUGGUCGUGUCUCCUGGGAUCUACACGUCGGCCCCCUUCUGUCGGCAGCAGGUUACCUGCACCCACCCGUCACCAUUUCGGCCCCCGGGAGACCCACGCUGGCAGCGCAGCCGCUUCCCCGACUCAGCAUCGGGAGGAAGACCCUGGUGGCGGCUGCCGUGGGGGUCAUGCUCAUCCUGGUGCUGGUCGUCCUCAUCCCUGUGCUGGUGAGCUCCGUUGGCACUGACGCUGGCCACUACGAGAUGCUGGGCACCUGCCGCAUGGUGUGCGACCCAUACCUGAACAAAGGCACCGCCACCACCAGCUCCAGCGGCAUCCGGGCGGAGGCUGAGGCCCUGAGCGACCACAGCAGCCUGCCCUCCACCCUGCUGCAGGGACCUCAGGGAAAGCCGGGCCGGCCCGGGAAGCCUGGGCCUCCGGGGCCCCCUGGCCCCCCUGGAGAGCCGGGUCCACCCGGUCCGAUAGGGCCCCCGGGAGACAGGGGCGAUCCCGGGCGAACUGGGAUACUGGGCCUGGGAGGCAAUAGCGCCAUAAGCACAGCCACCUACAGCACAGUGCCGCGGGUGGCUUUUUACGCUGGGCUUAAGAACCCGCACGAGGGCUACGAGAUCCUCAAGUUCGACGAUGUGGUCACUAACAUGGGCAACAACUACGACGGCAUCUCAGGAAAGUUCAUCUGCAGCAUCCCGGGUACCUACUUUUUUGUGUACCAUGUGCUAAUGAGAGGCGGCGAUGGCACGAGCAUGUGGGCAGACCUCUGCAAAAACGGCCAGGUUCGGGCCAGUGCCAUCGCCCAGGAUGCCGACCAAAACUAUGACUAUGCCAGCAACAGCGUCAUCUUGCACCUCGACGCUGGCGACGAGGUCUACAUCAAGCUGGAUGGGGGCAAGGCCCAUGGUGGCAACAACAACAAGUACAGCACUUUCUCCGGUUUCAUCCUUUAUGCCGACUGAGCCAGCCCCAUCAGUCACAGUCAGUCUCUCCACCUCUUUAUCUUUGUUGGCCCCCUACUCUCUGGGAAAAAAGAACUCGUCACAAGGGUGUCAGAGAAGACCUGCAGAGAUGCCGUCAAACAGACUCACCCUCCCAGAGGCUUUUUUUCUUCAGACACCUUCACCAGACGUAAUGGGCACACAGCCUCUUUCUCACUCACAGGAGAGACCUCCAUGUUCAAACUUUCUUUCGAAUGACUUUACAGAAAUCUCGCUGUUAUGUAGUCAUCCUUAGCUUUUUGGUAUUCUUUUGUCAAAAUAUGUACGAUUAAUAUGUGCCGAAAAAAAACAUUGCAAGUUUUGCUGUAUGUACCCUUCCCUGGACCCAUGUGAAAAAAGAUAAACUUCUUCAUGAGGGCAUUAGCAUGCUUAAAGACUGGAGAGGGGAAGAAUGAGCAGCUAGGUGUUAAUAAAGAUGUGUAAAGCCCUCACCUUGUGAAAAAACACAACUGUUGGACCUCUAUAUUUAACUGUUCUCAUUUGCAUUGAGCACAGUGCCACCUGGUGGUUGCAUGUUGUCAAUGAUGCUUUUUCCUUCAAUAUGAUCUCAGCAAGCAAACGGUAGCAGACCUGUGGCUGAAUGUUACACCAGCUGGACAUAUCAAAGAAACUUUGUUUUAUUUGCAUAACAAUGUCAUUCAAAAACAUACAUGUCAAUUAGCACUUUUCCCUCCACUCUUCCAAUGUUAACCCAUCUGUCGAUUGUUCUGUUGUGUCUUAAUGAGAGAUUACUGCCUGGGUUCAUGGUAGACUCCCUAUGUUUUAGAUGUUCUGGUUUAUAUACAGUGACCUGUAGACUUUAUCAGCCUUGAAGUUAUGUAACUGAUCAUGUGGGUUUUGGGCUGCUGCGUGAUGUGAAACAGUAGCGCGCUUGAUAGACUGACAGCCGAAGAAACCCAACGAUCCCCUGGACUCAACCAAAUGGGUUGUGGAAUGUUAAGAAGCGAACCAGCCAAUUAUGUCAGUGAUGAAAAGCAAUUUCAGUUCCAAGGCCUUCACCUAAAUUCUUUUCAGCCAUCCAGAAGAGCAUGUGCAUUAUGGAAACAAGUGCUCACAUUGUAAAUGGGCAAGUUACAAGAGAAACUUUUAGCUAAAGUGCCAGACCUAGGCCUUCAUCGCUAAACAGUGGAAAGACGGUUUGUUUUCCAUCAAGGCCAGAACAUAAGCAUUCGAGAGUCUGUCUCGUCUCACCUUUUCUGUCUUUUGUAUGUAUGUGGAAAGUGGGUGCAUGCUUCUCCGUGUGUGUAUUUGCGUGAGUGUGUGCGAACGCAAGCAUGUGCCAUGGCUACUUCUGUUGUUUCCUGUAACAUGAAGUGCUUUGGAUCUUUCAUUUGGCCCAAGAGAUUGCUGUGAGUGCAGAAAGGGGCCCGUGUGAAGGCAAUACGAGAUGUAGCUUGCAAACUGUUACGUUUGUCUUAGUUCAUCCUCUGAAAUUGUUGAAAAAUAAUAAAGUCUUAAAGUCAAUUUUUAUAUUUCCAGUUCUCAAAUCAAUUUAUUUGAUCUUCAAUGUAAACCCAUAUUAAAAUAGACAGGAGCAGAUGGCCCAAACCACCUAAAGCAUCACAGGAUUCUGUUGUUUAGAGUGCAAUCAUUCCGCUUGAUAUUACAUGCCGACUGAAGUUUUUGAAAUCAUUACUUAUGAGUUCAAGAAAAUGUAAAUGCUUUUUCUUUUCAGAACACAAGCCAAGCACCAUUUUCAAUGAAAAGUGUGCUCCAUGCUCCUUGCUGCUCAAAUAAAGGCAAAUAAAA
This is a messenger RNA of Scleropages formosus (Asian bonytongue), 2763 nucleotides long. RefSeq names its product C1q-related factor-like. Gene Ontology annotation, molecular function: protein binding. The transcript has 2 exons. Lineage: Eukaryota; Metazoa; Chordata; Actinopteri; Osteoglossiformes; Osteoglossidae. Bases 190 to 975 code for a protein of 261 amino acids. The record is from RefSeq and is a predicted model, not a curated record.